UUAUAAAAGAGGGCUGCCUUCUGCUCCCGCGCCCGGCGCGCCGCAUUCCCGACUCUGUACCCAUGGGGCGCGCUAACCACACACGAUAGUACCCAAAAAUAAUACAUCAAUUAAUGUAUAGGAACUACCUGUAGUUGGGACCAAGUGAUAAGUGAUACGAACUGACGGCAACGUAAAAAUUUCACCAUGGAUGACGCUCACUCGAAAUCCGUGGAAGAAGUCUUAGGAUAUUUUGGCACAGACCCAGACAAAGGUCUCAGUCCAGACCAAGUGAAAAGGAACCAAGAGAAAUAUGGGCCAAAUGAACUGCCUACAGAGGAAGGCAAGAGUAUAUGGCAAUUAGUCCUGGAGCAAUUCGACGAUCUUUUAGUCAAGAUUUUGCUGUUAGCUGCUAUUAUUUCAUUCGUUUUAGCUUUAUUUGAGGAACAUGAAGACGCAUUCUCAGCAUUCGUAGAACCCUUCGUUAUUUUACUAAUUCUUAUUGCUAACGCUGUAGUAGGAGUAUGGCAGGAAAGAAAUGCCGAAUCCGCCAUCGAAGCUUUAAAAGAAUACGAACCCGAGAUGGGCAAAGUCAUCAGAGGAGACAAAUCUGGCGUUCAGAAAAUUCGAGCGAAAGAAAUUGUGCCCGGUGACAUCGUUGAGGUGUCAGUCGGUGACAAGAUCCCCGCUGACAUCCGUCUGAUCAAGAUUUACUCUACCACCAUUCGUAUCGAUCAGUCCAUCUUGACCGGAGAAUCUGUUUCCGUGAUCAAACAUACCGACCCCAUUCCCGACCCCCGCGCCGUCAACCAGGACAAAAAGAACAUCCUCUUCUCCGGCACUAACGUCGCCGCCGGUAAGGCCCGCGGUGUCGUCAUUGGCACCGGCCUCAACACUGCCAUCGGUAAAAUCCGUACCGAAAUGUCCGAGACUGAAGAGAUCAAGACACCCCUGCAACAAAAACUCGAUGAGUUCGGUGAGCAGCUGUCUAAAGUUAUCUCCGUCAUUUGUGUCGCUGUAUGGGCCAUCAACAUCGGUCACUUCAACGACCCUGCCCAUGGUGGCUCCUGGAUUAAGGGCGCAGUUUACUAUUUCAAAAUUGCUGUCGCUCUCGCCGUCGCUGCUAUUCCUGAAGGUCUGCCCGCUGUCAUCACUACUUGCUUGGCUCUCGGCACGAGAAGAAUGGCAAAGAAAAAUGCUAUUGUUAGAUCUCUGCCCUCCGUUGAGACCCUUGGUUGCACAUCAGUCAUUUGCUCUGACAAAACCGGAACACUCACAACCAACCAGAUGUCCGUCUCUCGCAUGUUCAUCUUUGAGAAGAUUGAAGGCAGUGAUAGCAGCUUCCUCGAAUUCGAAAUUACUGGCUCCACUUAUGAACCUAUCGGCGAUGUUUACUUGAAGGGUCAGAAGGUCAAAGCCUCCGAGUUCGAAGCACUACAGGAGCUGGGCACGAUCUGCGUUAUGUGUAACGACUCCGCCAUUGAUUUUAACGAAUUUAAGCAGUGUUUCGAAAAGGUCGGUGAAGCUACUGAAACGGCUCUAAUUGUGCUCGCCGAAAAGAUGAAUCCCUUCAACGUUUCCAAAACCGGCCUCGAUCGGCGUUCCACUGCUAUUGUCGUCCGCCAGGAAAUUGAAACCAAGUGGAAGAAGGAAUUCACUCUAGAAUUCUCCCGUGACCGGAAAUCCAUGUCUUCCUACUGCACACCCCUUAAGCCUUCCCGUCUCGGAAAUGGACCCAAACUGUUCGUCAAAGGUGCGCCCGAAGGAGUUUUGGAACGUUGCAGCCACGCUCGUGUCGGUACCAGCAAGGUGCCUCUGAACGCUACCCUAAAGAACCGCAUUCUGGAUCUGACCCGCACAUAUGGUACCGGUCGCGACACACUACGUUGCUUGGCCCUCGCUACCGCUGACAACCCACUUAAGCCCGAAGAAAUGGACCUUGGUGACUCUUCCAAGUUCUACACUUAUGAAGUCAACCUUACCUUCGUCGGUGUCGUUGGCAUGUUGGACCCUCCCCGCAAGGAAGUCUUCGACUCAAUCGUACGUUGCCGCGCUGCUGGUAUCCGUGUAAUUGUCAUCACUGGUGACAACAAGGCCACAGCUGAGGCCAUCUGCAGACGUAUUGGCGUAUUCGGUGAAGAUGAGGACACCACUAACAAAUCUUACUCUGGCCGCGAGUUCGACGACCUGCCCGUCUCUGAGCAGCGUAGUGCUUGCGCUAGAGCUCGCCUGUUCUCCCGCGUGGAGCCCGCUCACAAGUCCAAAAUUGUUGAGUACCUGCAGAGCAUGAACGAGAUCUCCGCCAUGACUGGUGACGGUGUGAAUGACGCCCCCGCCCUGAAGAAGGCCGAGAUCGGUAUUGCCAUGGGCUCCGGUACCGCUGUCGCUAAAUCCGCCGCCGAGAUGGUUCUCGCUGAUGACAACUUCUCCUCCAUUGUCGCUGCAGUCGAGGAAGGUCGUGCUAUCUACAACAACAUGAAGCAGUUCAUCCGCUACUUGAUCUCUUCCAACAUUGGUGAAGUCGUGUCCAUUUUCCUGACUGCCGCUCUUGGUCUCCCCGAGGCUCUGAUCCCUGUGCAGCUGUUGUGGGUCAACCUUGUCACUGACGGUCUGCCCGCCACCGCCCUCGGCUUCAAUCCCCCCGACUUGGACAUCAUGGACAAACCUCCCCGCAAGGCUGAUGAAGGUCUUAUCUCUGGCUGGCUCUUCUUCAGAUACAUGGCUAUCGGUGGCUACGUAGGCGCAGCGACUGUCGGUGCUGCCACUUGGUGGUUCUUGUACUCGCCCUUCGGCCCGCAGAUGUCCUACUGGCAGCUGACCCACCACUUGCAGUGUCUCAGUGGAGGAGAAGAAUUUAAGGGCGUCGACUGCAAAAUCUUCACUGACCCUCACCCUAUGACCAUGGCUCUAUCCGUGCUGGUCACCAUCGAGAUGUUGAACGCCAUGAACAGCUUGUCUGAAAACCAGUCGCUCAUCAGCAUGCCGCCAUGGUCCAACUUGUGGCUCGUCGGUUCGAUGGCCCUCUCCUUCACACUCCACUUCGUUAUCCUCUAUGUCGAGGUCCUCUCGGCUGUGUUCCAAGUGACGCCGCUGUCGGUCGACGAAUGGAUAACUGUGAUGAAGUUCUCCAUACCCGUGGUGCUGCUGGAUGAGGUGCUCAAGUUCGUCGCGCGCAAGAUCUCCGACGGUGAGACCAAAUCCCUGGCGGACUGGCUACACGGCAUGCAAUGGAUUGUGCUCAUGUGGGCCGUCUUCUUUGGGAUCAUCAUCUACGGCCCCCUAUAAGCGGCCGCCCUGCUCUGGCCCCGUGUGCCGUACAACCCGUUUGUUCACACCUAAUACCCCAACGAACUUUGCGCUACCCUGACACCGUCCGAUAGAUUCUAAUUUCACUCGGAUACGUGAUCCUACUUUCUUAUGAAACUUUCUGUAAUAUUAUUGGGUGAAUGUCUCAAUAAUUUUUCUUUUAAUAUCGGUGCAAUAUGUAAGUAGUACCAUAGUUGUUAACGCAAAAUCUUAGUGUAUACGAGGUGUAGUGAGAUGGGUAGCGCAAGGAUGCGCACUGUGGAACCGUACAGACAUUGAGCGUGGCUCACCGCAGUGAACUAACCGUUUGAAUGCUAAUCCCGCGCACAGUGUGAGUGAGGCCUGCACGCCGCGGUGACGGACAACAGCGCCACAGCGCUAGUGAGUGACUGACGAACAAGUGUCGACGCCGGCGCCGCCUGCGGGUGCGGCCCUUGUGUUGUAGCAUCUACUUUCGCCUAGGAAUAAUCUAAUCUCGAGAGACGGUGCGGCGAACCUGCCCCCGCUCUGAGAUUACACCUUGUAUAUACGUGCGAGACAAUAAUAUUCUGGAGCUCAUCUAACUGCCUAGUUUGGAGGUUCAACAGUUUUAAUUUUCUUCCUUCGUCUUUUUCCUUGAAUGUGAAGUGGCUGUGACGACCUACGUUAUGUAUGCUAAUACGAAACACCAAAAAGUGGUU
Molecule: messenger RNA, 3965 nt
Organism: Hyposmocoma kahamanoa
Lineage: Eukaryota; Metazoa; Arthropoda; Insecta; Lepidoptera; Cosmopterigidae
Gene: SERCA
Product: calcium-transporting ATPase sarcoplasmic/endoplasmic reticulum type
Exons: 12
Coding region: 187-3264 (1025 amino acids)
Biological process (GO): calcium ion transmembrane transport; intracellular calcium ion homeostasis
Cellular component (GO): membrane
Molecular function (GO): ATP binding; P-type calcium transporter activity; ATP hydrolysis activity
Source: RefSeq, a predicted model, not a curated record